UAUUCCUGCUCAUAACCCCUGAAUACGAACGUCGUUUUUCUCAAAUGCCUUCCCAUAUCCCGCAAUUUAUCAUUCCCAAUUGUGACCAUAACCUCUUCGAAGAAAUCGCAUUAGCAAAUCCUCACUCCUUCUAUCGAAUGAAUCUUAUCCAAGGUCAACUUGAAAUAAUGCCUCCACAACCAGUUCACAAUGGAUGUUAUUUAGAUCAAAGAGAAGCAAACAUCGUUGGAGAAGUUAGAAACUGGUGCCGUGCCAACGUCAACUUGGUUGGACACUAUGGUGGUUCACAAGGAGCCUAUACAUUGCGUAGUGGUGAUAUUCUGGGCCCUGAAGCUUCUGUUGUCCUUGGUGCCAGAUGGAACGCUCUAUCAACUGAUGAUAGAAAACGAGCAUUUCCACCAGUUGCACCAAAUUUUAUUGUGGAAUUACGUUCAAUGAGCAAUUCACCUCAGUAUGUUCAUAGGAAAAUGUUGCUAUGGAUUGGUGCGGGAGUUGAGGGAAGUAAAGAAGGAAUUUCAAUUAAUCCAAUUGCAAAUCCGCCCACAGUAAGGGUCUAUAGCUAUAAUUCCAACACUAAUGGUGUCAUUUGGCAAGAGUUUGUGAAUCCUCAAACAGUUACUUCACAAGUUCUUACUGGAUUUGUAAUGAAUAUGCAAGAUAUCAUUUGA
Messenger RNA from Acaulospora morrowiae, 668 nucleotides. The record is from the annotation of a GenBank genome assembly. Lineage: Eukaryota; Fungi; Glomeromycota; Glomeromycetes; Diversisporales; Acaulosporaceae.